Molecule: messenger RNA, 1707 nt
Organism: Lycium barbarum (goji berry)
Lineage: Eukaryota; Viridiplantae; Streptophyta; Magnoliopsida; Solanales; Solanaceae
Product: 11S globulin seed storage protein 1-like
Exons: 4
Coding region: 48-1505 (485 amino acids)
Molecular function (GO): nutrient reservoir activity
Source: RefSeq, a predicted model, not a curated record
UCAUCUCCACUUCCCAUCACCACAAAGUUGAAACAAAAAAACCAAGAAUGGCUUCUUACUGUUCACUACUCAGCCUUUGCUUCUUAAUUCUCUCCCACUGUUGUUUUGCUCAACUCUCAGAGCAACAGAAUGUGUGGCAGAGGCUUCAACAACAGCAACAACACCGUGCUUUCAGGUCGAAAACCGAGUGCCAAAUUGAGCGUUUGAAUGCUCAAGAACCCACUCGAAGAUUCGAGUCUGAGGCUGGUGUGAUUGAGUUCUGGGAUGCUACUCAGGAGCAAUUCGAGUGUGCUGGAGUUCAAGCUGUUCGCCAUGAGAUUCGAAGAAAUGGGCUUUUGCUUCCUUAUUAUACCAACACUCCCCUGCUCAUGUACAUUAUCCAAGGAAGGGGUAUCCACUCGACUAUGAUACCGGGGUGUGCUGAGACAUUUGAAUCACAAUCGGGAGAAUCAAGAACUGGAGAAAGACGCCGGAGUUUCAACGAUAGGCAUCAGAAAUUGAGACGUUUCAGAGCUGGUGAUGUUCUUGCAUUGCCUGCGGGUGUGUCUUUCUGGAUCUAUAAUGAUGCUGAGGAACCUAUUGUCACUGUCUCACUUCUUGACACUUCCAACCAUGCUAAUCAACUUGAUCUCAGCUUCAGGAGCUUCUUCCUAGCUGGAAACCCACACCGUGGAGUACAACAACAAUUCGUAGGAAGACGAGAAGCAACCAUGCAAGCAAGGAGAUCAGAACAAGAGAGAUCCGGAGGCAACAUUUUCAACGGAUUCGACACUGAACUAUUAUCCGAAGCAUUCAACGUGAACGUCGAAACCAUAAGGAAACUUCAAGGACAGAACGAAGAGAGGGGCGUUAUCGUGAGAGCCGAAGAGCUCCGUUUAAAUCUACCAGAAGAAUCCGAAGAAGAAGAACGAAGAAAGCAACAAGGAGGAAGAUGGCCUGUUAAUGGGUUGGAAGAAACAUUGUGUACAAUGAAGUUGAGGCAGCACAUUGGUCAUCCUUCGAGAUCUGACGUGUACAAUCCACGUGGAGGACGCGUCACCACUCUCAACAGUAACACACUCCCUAUUCUUAACUGGCUUCAGCUCAGCGCUGAGAGAGGAACCCUCUUCCAGAAUGCUAUAGCUGCACCACACUGGAACACGAACGCACACUCAAUAAUCUACAUCAUCAGAGGAAGCGGCCGAAUUCAAGUAGUCGGAAACGCUGGAAGGUCAGUAUUCGACGACGAAGUUAGACAGAAUCAACUACUCAUCGUGCCUCAAAACUUCGCGAUAGUUAAGAGAGCAGGCAACGAAGGACUCGAGUACAUCGCUUUCAAGACUAACGACAAUGCCAUGACGAAUCAACUUGCUGGAAGAUUAUCAGCACUUAGAGCAAUGCCAGAAGAAGUGUUGAUGAAUUCUUAUCAGAUUUCUAGGCAAGAAGCAAGGAGCUUGAAGUAUAAUAGGGAGGAAUUGACUGUUUUUGCGCCAGGGUCUAGAUCUAGCAGGAGGGAAUAUGCUUAGAAAUUUAAGUGUAACGUAUUGUGGCAAAAAAAUUCACAACUAUGUUGAGUACCAUCUUCUGUUAUGCAAUGUUUCAAGUUAGCUAGGCUUGUAUGAUAGGACAAUAAAAAUGGCUGAGAGUCUGGCUUUAAGAACUUGUACUGCGGGCGUUCUUGUGUUUAAAUGGCGAGUUAAUAAUAAUGCACUUUCAGCUUUGUGGAUA